AUGGUCACAAAACUACUUAUCUAUCCCUUCAUCGCCAUCAGAUUGCAUCUAUCUUUUUGUAACAAUCACAUUUUAUUUCUAUCUAUCCACAUGGUCCUCAUUUCUGAAAAAAAAAUUUCUUUCUUUUUUCUUCUUCUUUCUUUUUUCUUCUUCUUUCUUUUUUCUUUCUUUUUUCUUUCUUUUUUCUUUUUUUUUCUUUUUUUCUUUCUUUUUUCUUUCUUUUUUCUUUCUUUUUUCUUUCUUUUUCUUUCUUUUUCUUUCUUUUUCUUUCUUUUUCUUUCUUUUUUCUUUCUUUUUCUUUCUUUUUUUUUCUUUUUUUUUCUUUUUCUUUUUUUUCUUUCUUUUUUUCUUUCUUUUCUUUCUUUUUCUUUUUUUUUUCUUUUUUUUUCUUUUUUUCUUUUUUUCUUUCUUUUUCUUUUUCUUUUUUCUUUCUUUUUUCUUUCUUUUUUCUUUCUUUUUCUUUUUUUUUUCUUUCUUUUUCUUUUCUUUUUUUUUUCUUUUUCUUUUUUUCUUUCUUUUUCUUUCUUUUUUCUUUCUUUUUUUUUCUUUUUCUUUCUUUUUUCUUUCUUUUUCUUUCUUUUUUCUUUCUUUUUUUCUUUCUUUCUUUUCUUUUUUUUCUUUCUUUUUUUUCUUUCUUUUUCUUUCUUUUUCUUUUUUUUUCUUUCUUUUUUCUUUCUUCACUAUUCAUUUCUGAUGUAUUUUAGAUUAAAUGUUCUUGUUGACACUGGAAGCAGCAACUUUGCCAUUGCUGCUGCUCCAAACAACCUCAUCACAGUCUACUUCCAUCGGAAACUGUCCUCAACUUAUGAGUCACAGGAUAUUACUGUUGAGGUGCCUUAUACACAAGGCAAGUGGAAAGGAAUUCUUGGAUCUGACAUGGUCACAUUGAAUGGUGCCAGCAACAUUACAGUCCGUGCCAACUUGGCUUGUAUCACAGAAUCUAGCAACUUCUUUAUUAAUGGCUCUAACUGGCAGGGAAUUUUGGGACUUGCAUAUGCAGAUAUUGCAAGACCAGACAGUUCUGUGCAGCCUUAUUUUGAUACAGUGGUACAAGACACUGGAAUACCAAAUAUGUUUUCUAUGCAACUUUGUGGCACCAAUUCUCUAUCUGCACCAGAAGAUAAUUUUGAGACUGGUGGAACACUGGUUCUUGGCAAUAUUGAUGAAACUAUGUAUCAAGAACCUAUCUAUUAUACGCCUAUCCAAAGGACAAGUUACUAUGAAGUCCUUAUCACAGAUAUACAGAUCAAUGGAACCAGUCUAGGUUUGGAUUGUAAAGAGUAUAAUUUUGACAAAACUAUUGUAGACAGUGGGACCACAAAUUUACGUUUGCCUUACACCGUGUUUCAGGCUGUUGUGGACAAGUUGAAACAGGCUGUUUGGGUGGUAAAUCAGCGCCCACCCAAUAUGUUCUGGAAAGGGGAAGAUAUGCUCUGCCGGAAGAAUUCUGAUGUUCCAUUCAAUAGCUUCCCAACUAUUACAAUUGCUAUGGCUACUGGCAACAAUUCAGAAUUUCAUUUGGUUAUUCCCCCUCAUCAAUAUUUGCGAGCUGUAGGGGAUGCCUCCACCUCCACAAAUAAUGGAGACUGUUUCAAGUUUGCCAUUGCAGGAUCUGAUUCAGGUACAGUUAUAGGUGCAGUUAUUAUGGAAGGCUAUUACAUCAUAUUUGAUAGAGCCAACAAAUCAAUUGGCUUUGCUGAAACAACAUGCCAGGUACAAAAUAGCCAAACUAUAAAAUCUAAAAUUCAAGGCCCAUUUGUAAGUAAAGUGAAUACAAGUACAUGUUUAUUCAAAACAAUGGAACCAAAUGAUACAAGUCUGCUGAAUGUGGCUUACAUUUUGGCUGGGAUUUGUGGUCUGUGUGCCAUCCCACUUAUUGCUGACCAGGAACUUGAAUUGCUAACUCCGUAUGGACAGGCAGAGAAGGAUAAAGGGAUUCAGAUUCAAGAAAUGAGUAUUGUAAACACUUUUACAGUUCACUUGGAUGUACCAUUUAAAUUCACAGGAAGAAUAUAUGACACAAUUAAUCUCACAAAGAAUGGUGUGAUUACACUGGGAGGUGUUCAUCCUGAGGAUCCACAAAAAGCUUCUUGGGAGAACAUUCCACAAGCCUUACCACUUACCACUGCUUACCCAUUAAUUGCAGCGUACUGGACAAAUCCGCAAAUCACGGAGCAUGGUGAUCUAUGGUUCCAGCAGACAAUGGACAAAAAAAAGCUAGAAGGUAUAAAACGUAAAGUGCAGUGUCUCUAUCCACAAAACAAGGAUCUUGUUGCUAAAUGGGCCUUCAUAGCAACUUGGGAGAAUAUUACUUCAAGUACAGAUUUACUGACGGUCACAAACACUUUCCAGAUAGUUCUGGUGAACAUUGAGGAUUACUCAUAUGUCCUGUUUCAAUAUGGCAAUUUGACUUGGACCUCUUGGAAGAUGCCUGACAAUAAAACAGAUGAAAAUAAGAUCCAAUCAGCAGUGGCUGGUUACAAUGGAGGAGAUGGUAUCAGCUAUUCUAUGUUGCCUGGAUCUACAUCAAAAGAAAUUUCGAAAAUCCAGUAUGAGUCAAAUGUUAAUGUUUCUGGUUUGUGGAUAUUUCGAAUUGAUCAAUCUCAGGAACCCUGUGUUCACAAAGGCCUGGCAGUAAUGCUUCUGUUGGUUGUCCUCUUGUCCCUUCUAGCAGGAAUUACACUUGGUCUUCUGCUGGCCUGGUGCUUUUGGAAAUGGAAACACAAGCUGAAUGAUUAUGAGGACCUUGAUUCUGAGACCUCAAACUCCAAAAGACGAAAAUCUGGAAGCCCAGAAUCAAGUGAAAACCUCUUCAUUUUGCCAAAGGAAGUGUCAUCUGUAACCAUGACACAGAUGUACACCUCUCAUGCUGAAGUGGAUCCACAAAAUGAACCUCAGGAAGUUCCACGUCGAAAGAUAACGGUCAUAAAGAAACAUUAA
Messenger RNA from Acanthosepion pharaonis, 2940 nucleotides. Lineage: Eukaryota; Metazoa; Mollusca; Cephalopoda; Sepiida; Sepiidae. The record is from the annotation of a GenBank genome assembly.